Molecule: messenger RNA, 771 nt
Organism: Pygoscelis adeliae (Adelie penguin)
Lineage: Eukaryota; Metazoa; Chordata; Aves; Sphenisciformes; Spheniscidae
Product: carboxypeptidase N subunit 2-like
Exons: 3
Molecular function (GO): protein binding
Source: RefSeq, a predicted model, not a curated record
AUGCCGUGCUCGUGCAGGCUGGUGGUCUACACGCUGCUGGGGCUGCGGUCCCUGCUGGUGGGGGGGCUGCCCCUGCCCUGCCCCCCCACCUGCCAGUGCUAUGACACCUCCAAAGUCUUCUGCUCGGAGGAAAGGAUGCGGGAGAUCCCAGCAGGCCUGCCGGGGAACGCCACCCAGCUCUUCUUCGUGGAGACAGCCCUGAACAGCGUCCGCAGCGGGGCCCUGGGCUCCAGCACCACCCUCACCAAGCUGGUCUUCCUCAACAAUGACAUCCAGGAGCUGGAGCCUGGCGCCUUUCGGGGGCUGCCCAGCCUCACGGAGCUGGAGGUGUCAGGCAACCCCUUGCCAGCGGAGCUGGCGCGCGUGGGGCUGGCCGACAACCCCUGGGCCUGCGACUGCCGCCUGGCCUAUCUCCUGGGCUGGCUGCAGGGCUUUGCCGAACCCCUCACCCACACACAAGCCUCCUGCGCCAGCCCGGCAACCCUCCGGGGACGGUCCCUGCUGGAGGUCCCCCAGGGGCAGCUGGAGUGCCCGGGAGAGCCCAGCAUCCCCCCGGAGGAGGGCUGGGAUGGGGUGCCAGGGGAAGAUGCUGCUCUGGGGCAGUGCACCUACAGCAACCCUGAGGGCACCGUAAGCAUGGCCUGCGACACCAAGAGCUGCCAGCGGCUCAGCCUUCGCCUCCCUCCUCUUCCGACUCCCGGGCAGGUGGAGGGGCUGGGGCCAGCGUACCAGGGCGCCUGGGUGCUGCGCUCCCGCUGCAGCACGCUGCAG